AUGCGCGAUAACAUUUUGGCUACGGCCCUCAUUUUAUCAUCAGUAGUACUCUCGGUCAGUGGCUGCUCUGAGGUUCUUGGAAAUUGGUACUGCAAUCCCGUGGAUGCUAUUCUGUAUAGCAAUGUCGGCUCACCAGGAACAUACAAUCAAGUUACCGAUAUGGCGUCUAAUGGGAUUUGUUCUUCCUCACCAAGAUCUUAUUCUGGUCCGAUCUCUCCAUUAGAUGAAGAAGUGUCUUUUCAUUUUAGGGGACCUCUUCAGUUGAAGCAGUUUGCAGUAUACACUCCAAGUACUACUACCACUAGCAAGGAAAAACGUGAUGGCUCAACCGCUAGACGCCGUCGCUAUCAUCAACAUCUUGAGAAACAUGCCAAGCCAGGCAAUAAGAAACGCGACAAGAUCUAUGCUACCAUUGAUGGACAACUUGUCUCCUGGGAUAAUAACUGGCCUACUCCAGGCCUAAAUGCUUACGAUGGUGGUGCAGUACCGGUUACUGCCACGAUUGAUGGUGAAAAACAAACAUGGAUCAACAAUUGGUUUGGACCAAGUACUUCGACGAUGGCAUCCCAAGCGUCUACUACCGUAUCUCAAGUUUUGUCUCAAAGUGCAGCUGCAGGUUCAAAGGCUCAAGAGACUUCUACCUCUUCAAUCAUAUCAUCCGCCACUACAUCCUUUUCAGAGCCUCAAUCAUCCACAAGCGCAUCCCUUCCUGGAUCUCAAGUAUCCGCAAGCGCAAUUGCCUCCACCACAGCUGUAGGAUCGGGAUCUUACAGCAGAAUAGGUUAUUAUGAUUCUGCUGAGCAGACUCUUGAUAAUCUUGUAUUUCUUGGAAAUUAUGGUGGUCAAGGUUCAGGUGUGUUCAAUGAAGCUUAUGGCGCUUCACUUUCUUUCGUAAAUAGCAAUGGCACAGGCGGUGCAUCGUCACCUCAAGUUCUCGCUGAUACCACCUUGCCAUCGGAUUCCGAGGUUAUUGUCAUGCUUGAUGAAGAAUGCAACAAUGAUUGUGGCUACGUGCGACCAGGAUCUGUUGCUUACCAUGGUUUUAAUGGGGCAAACAAAGUAUUUCUCCUAGAAUUUAGCAUGCCAAUAGAUGGAAGCACUGGAUUCAAUGCCGAUAUGCCCUCAGUUUGGAUCCUCAACGCUCAGAUUCCUCGCACAAUUCAAUAUGGAAAUCCGAGCUGUUCAUGUUGGGAAUCUGGAUGCGGUGAAUUCGACAUUGCUGAAGCACUCAACGCUGGCUCAACAUUUUUGAAGUCCACACUGCAUACGAACAAUCCUGGAGGUGAUUCAGACUACUUCGUACGACCUACUUCUAGCACAAUGAAACUUGCAGUUGUCUUUAGCUCUGCCACUUCAACUAUACAUCUUCAGAAGCUGCCUGCGAGCUAUGAAUUCCCCACAAGUCUAACGACAGAUGACAUUCAAAACAUUUGUGGCACGAGUACGGGAAGUAAGCUUUCCGAAUUUGCCAUUUCCUAG
Molecule: messenger RNA, 1479 nt
Organism: Sclerotinia sclerotiorum 1980 UF-70
Lineage: Eukaryota; Fungi; Ascomycota; Leotiomycetes; Helotiales; Sclerotiniaceae
Exons: 5
Coding region: 1-1479 (492 amino acids)
Cellular component (GO): fungal-type cell wall
Source: RefSeq, a predicted model, not a curated record